Molecule: messenger RNA, 3705 nt
Organism: Pyrgilauda ruficollis (rufous-necked snowfinch)
Lineage: Eukaryota; Metazoa; Chordata; Aves; Passeriformes; Passeridae
Gene: BRD4
Product: bromodomain containing 4
Exons: 22
Coding region: 334-3669 (1111 amino acids)
Biological process (GO): chromatin remodeling; positive regulation of transcription elongation by RNA polymerase II
Cellular component (GO): nucleus; chromatin
Source: RefSeq, a predicted model, not a curated record
GGCCGCUCCCGCCCCGCGGGGCCGCCCCCGCCCGCUCCGUGAGGGGAGGACGCGCCGAGGGCGGCCCGGGACCGCGGGGCCUCAGCGGGCCCGGCGCCGCGGCCUCUCCCGGGACGCUUUGGAGCUUUCCCGGUGCGGUUUUUGCCGAAUUGCCGAGAGCUUUUCCCAGCGUGAGGUGGAAGAUGAAGGUCAGAGGCUGAGGGAGCCACAGCUGGAAGGGGCACCUGGAAAAUUCCGAGCCGGGGUGUGGAGGCGGCCGUGCCCGGAGCCGGGCCGGGAUCGAUGGAGAAGCCGAGCGAGCUCUGACUCCGCGGCGGUUUCGGGAGAAAUUCCAUGGCAAUGUAUCCUACAAGGGUCUCCGGUGAGGAAUGCAACGGCAUCAACGCCAUGGCGGCCGAGAGCGGCCCCGGCACGCGCCUGCGGAACCUGCCGGUGCUGCCGGACGCGCUGGACUCCACGCAGCCGUCGGCGGCGCCGGCGCCCGGCCAGGCCCAGCCCGGGGGCGGCAUCGGGGUCAAUCCGCCGCCGCCGGAGACGUCCAAUCCCAACAAACCCAAGCGCCAAACCAACCAGCUGCAGUAUCUGCUCAAGGUGGUCCUCAAGACCCUCUGGAAGCAUCAGUUCGCGUGGCCCUUCCAGCAGCCCGUGGACGCCGUCAAGCUCAACCUCCCGGAUUAUUAUAAAAUAAUUAAAACUCCGAUGGACAUGGGAACAAUAAAGAAACGCUUGGAAAAUAAUUAUUACUGGAACGCUCAAGAAUGUAUCCAGGAUUUCAACACCAUGUUUACAAACUGCUACAUCUACAACAAGCCAGGGGAUGACAUUGUGCUGAUGGCAGAAGCUCUGGAGAAGCUUUUCCUGCAGAAGAUCUCGGAGAUGACGCAGGAGGAGACGGAAAUCGUCAUCGCCCAGACCAAGGGCCGGGGCCGCGCCCGCAAGGAACCAGCCCAAACUCCAAAACCCAAAACCCCAUCCCCAAAGCCAACCUCCACCCCCCAAAUCCCCUCCCUGACCUCUCCUUUCCCCUGGCAGACAAAGAAAGGAGUGAAGAGGAAAGCAGACACCACCACUCCCACCGCCAUGGACCCCAUCCACGACUCCUCCUCGCUGCCCGCCGAGCCCAAGGCCACCAAGCUGGGCCCGCGGCGCGAGAGCGGCCGGCCCGUGAAGCCCCCCAAGAAGGAGAUGCCGGACUCGCAGCAGCAUUCCGUGGAGCUGCGCGGCUCCAAGGCCUCGGAGCAGCUCAAGUACUGCGGGGGCAUCAUCAAGGAGAUGUUCGCCAAGAAGCACGCGGCCUACGCCUGGCCCUUCUACAAACCCGUGGACGUGGAGGCGCUGGGGCUGCACGACUACUGCGACAUCAUCAAACACCCCAUGGACCUCAGCACCAUCAAGUCCAAGCUGGAGGGCCGGGAGUACCGCGACGCUCAGGAGUUCGCGGCCGACGUGCGGCUGAUGUUCUCCAACUGCUACAAGUACAACCCCGCCGACCACGAGGUGGUGGCCAUGGCCCGCAAGCUGCAGGACGUGUUCGAGAUGCGCUUUGCCAAGAUGCCGGACGAGCCGGAGGAGCCGGUGAUCCCCGCCUCGUCCCCGGUGGUGGUCCCGCCCCCCACCAAGGUGGCCCCGCCCUCGUCCAGCGACAGCAGCAGCGACAGCUCCUCCGACAGCGACAGCUCCUCCGACGACUCUGAGGAGGAGCGGGCGCAGCGCUUGGCCGAGCUCCAGGAGCAGCUCAAGGCCGUGCACGAGCAGCUGGCGGCGCUGUCCCAGCCCCAGCAGAACAAACCAAAGAAGAAGGAGAAGGACAAGAAGGAGAAGAAGAAGGAGAAGCACAAAAAGAAGGAGGAGCUGGAGGACGCCAAGAAGAGCAAGGCCAAGGAGCCACCACCCAAGAAGGCCAAGAAGAGCAACAGCAACAGCAGCGCCUCCAGCAAGAAGGAGCCGGCGCCGGUGAAGCCCAGCAAAGCCGCGCCCACCUACGAGUCGGAGGAGGAGGAGAAGUGCAAACCCAUGUCCUACGAGGAGAAACGCCAGCUGAGCCUGGACAUCAACAAACUGCCCGGGGAGAAGCUGGGCAGGGUUGUGCACAUCAUCCAGUCCCGGGAGCCCUCGCUCAAGAACUCCAACCCCGACGAGAUCGAGAUCGACUUCGAGACGCUGAAGCCGUCGACGCUGCGCGAGCUCGAGCGUUACGUCACCUCCUGCCUGCGCAAGAAGAGGAAACCCCCAGAGAAGCUCGACGUCCUGGCCGGCUCCUCCAAGCUCAAGGGAUUCUCGUCGUCGGAGUCGGAAUCCAGCAGCGAGUCGAGCUCCUCCGACAGCGACGAGUCGGACUCAGAAAUGGCGCCAAAAUUGAAGAAAAAAGGGCACUCAGGGCGGGAGCAGAAAAAGCACCACCACCACCACCACCAACCGGCGCCGGCGCCGCCGCAACCCCCCCCGCGUGUCCUUCCUCCGCAGCUUUGCACAACGCUCUGCCUCAGCAGCCCUCGAGGCCCAGCAACCGGGCGGCGGCGCUGCCCCCAAAGCCGCCGCGGCCGCCCGUCGCACCUGGCGCAGCCGCCGGCGCCGCCGCAGCAGCAGCAGCAGGCGCAGCAGCCGCAAGCGGCGCAGCCGCAGCCGGCGCCGGCGAAAGCGCAGCAGGUCAUCCAGCACCACCCGUCACCGCGGCACCACAAAGCCGACCCCUACGGCACCGGUCACCUGCGGGAAGCCCCCUCCCCCCUCAUGAUGCCUUCCCCACAGAUGGCGCCGUUCCAGGGCCUCGUGCCUCAGUCGCCCCCUCAGCAAAACAUCCAGCCAAAAAAACAGGAGCUGCGAGCGGCCUCGGUGGUGCAGUCGCAGCCGCUGGGGGGGGCCAAGGAGGAGAAGCUGCACUCGCCCGUGAUCCGCACCGAGACCUUCAGCCCCCCCCUGCGCCAGGAGCCCCCCAAGGGCCACCCCGAGGGCAUCAAAGCUGCCCCGCACCUCCCCCAGCCCCGGCUUUCCGUGCAGGAGCUGCGAGCGGCCUCGGUGGUGCAGUCGCAGCCGCUGGGGGGGGCCAAGGAGGAGAAGCUGCACUCGCCCGUGAUCCGCACCGAGACCUUCAGCCCCCCCCUGCGCCAGGAGCCCCCCAAGGGCCACCCCGAGGGCAUCAAAGCUGCCCCGCACCUCCCCCAGCGGCCGGAGCUGAAGCCCCUGGAGGGGGGAGGACCCCGGCCCGUGAUCCGACCCCCGGAGCCGACCCCGCCCGCCCCGGACAAGGAGCGGCAGAAAGCGGAGCCCAAAACCCCCGUGGCCCCCAAAAAGGACCUGAAGAUCAAGAACAUGGGCUCGUGGGCGUCGCUGGUGCAGAAGCACCCGGCGGCGCCGGCGGCGGCGGCCAAGUCCUCGAGCGACUCCUUCGAGCAGUUCAAGCGGGCGGCGCGCGAGAAGGAGGAGCGCGAGAAGGCGCUCAAGGCCCAGGCCGAGCAGGUGGAGCGCGAGAAGGAGCGGCUCAGGAGGGAGCAGGAGAGGAUGAGGUCCCGGGAGGACGAGGAGGCGCUGGAGCAGGCGCGGCGGGUGCACGAGGAGGUUCUAGAGCAGUGCAGGGUCCUGGUCACUUCAGUGGUCACUGUGGUCACUCAGUGGUCACUCAGUGGUCACUGUGGUCGCUCCCCAGGUCCCGGGAGGACGAGGAGGUUCUAGAGCAGUGCAGGGUCCUGGUCACUUCAGUGGUCACUG